This is a messenger RNA of Colletotrichum lupini, 594 nucleotides long. RefSeq lists its product as uncharacterized. The coding region runs from base 1 to 594 and encodes 197 amino acids. The transcript is spliced from 5 exons. NCBI's taxonomy places the organism in Eukaryota, Fungi, Ascomycota, Sordariomycetes, Glomerellales, Glomerellaceae. The record is from RefSeq and is a predicted model, not a curated record.
AUGGCAGCCAUUCUCACAGUCACACAGCCCACCGUUGAGCGAAUGCGAGUUGAGAUAGCCUCGACCACCUUUUCCCUCGAGUUUCUUGGGGCAUAUGUUGCAAAGGUGGGAUACGAUGACGUGGGCUCAGCAAGGAUGCCCUCGACGUUCCUGACUGCUCAUGGCACACGCCGCAAACACCGUGACACCAACAGACAGAGCGGGAUUUUGAACGCUUCGCCUCGAGUCUCGACCUUCGGGUGGUUCUUCUCCAUAUCCACUCUCCACUGCCACUACUGCCUUACCCUGCCUUGCCUCGCAGACGCAGCAGAGUUGAGGCAUCUCAUUCUUACCCUACACUACCUUUCCUUGCAUUCCCUUGCACUCCUUGCACACACCAUCCCGUGGGAAUCCGGUUUUGAGCUCUGCCUCGUCGAGUUCUCAAAGCCUCCAUCAUCGUACAUGCAUAUCCCGACCUCCAUGCGCGUGGAUACCUGCGCUGACUCUGCCUUUUGCCCUCCUCCAUGCUAUAACAAUCCCUCCCUCUUGCUAUCCCCUCACACCCACAAACCAACAGAUGCAUGGAACAGCCCAUUUUCUCACGCUCAAUUUUGA